This is a messenger RNA of Amphiprion ocellaris (clown anemonefish), 4708 nucleotides long. RefSeq names its product TBC1 domain family, member 10Ab (gene tbc1d10ab). Lineage: Eukaryota; Metazoa; Chordata; Actinopteri; Pomacentridae. The record is from RefSeq and is a predicted model, not a curated record. Bases 447 to 1868 code for a protein of 473 amino acids. The transcript has 9 exons.
UCUUUUCUUCCUUGUAGCCCGCAGCUAACCUACAUUCUUGCUGACAGCAGAGAUUCUGGCUGAAAUAAGGUGUGUGUCAGCUGACAGCUGUGUGAUGCUAGCAUGCUAACGUCGGUGUUAGCAAACAGAAGCUCUGCUGAUUUCACCGAAGUCGCCGCGUUUGACUCUGUAAAUACUUUUACCAAUUGGCAGACCUUCUUGUCGGACACUAACAUUAACUAUGUGUCCAACUCGGGGAGGUUUACCAGUUAAACUAACUACCUGAGAAGCUGGUUUAGCAUUAGCUGGUUUAGUAUUAGCGGGCUAGCAGCUACAUUUAUCUUCCUAGCAACCGUAGCUAGCUGUGACGGUUGGUUGGUUGGUUGGUUGGUUAGCUAACCAGCGGGCGUCUUCGUGGAAAGUUAUGCGAAUGUCGCUGUAGACAAGCGAAGAUAAAUGUUGACUAAAUGGCAAAAACCGAGCAGGGUAAUGGACUCGACUUGCGGGGCAGCACAGAGAAGCUGACAGAUAAUGGGAAAGGCGGCUCGUAUGGAUCCGACCCCGAGGUGAACGGAAACGGCAUCCCCGGAGAGACCCAGGUGGACAAGUACGGAUUCACCGGAGGAGCCCAGCAGAACUCACCUGCUGAAGAGGUCCCUAUAGAGGUGUUAAGGCAGCGCGAGGCAAAAUGGCUGGAGAUGCUCAACAGCUGGGACAAGUGGAUGGCAAAAAAACACAAGAAGGUCAAAGAGCGCUGUCAGAAAGGAAUCCCUCCAUCGCUGCGUGGUCGGGCCUGGCUGUACCUCACUGGGGGCAAAGUGAAAAGGGAGCAGAACCAGGGCAAAUUCCAAGAACUGGAUGAGGAGCCAGGAGAUCCUAAAUGGGUUGAUAUCAUUGAGAGGGACCUUCAUCGACAGUUCCCCUUCCACGAAAUGUUUGCAGCGAGAGGAGGUCAUGGGCAGCAGGACCUGUUUCGCGUGCUGAAGGCUUAUACUCUGCAUCGACCAGAGGAGGGUUACUGUCAGGCUCAGGCUCCCAUUGCUGCUGUACUUCUGAUGCAUAUGCCAGCUGAGGAUGCUUUCUGGGUUCUUGUCCAGAUUUGUGAAAAGUACCUGCCGGGAUACUACAGUACUGGCCUGGAGGCGAUCCAGCUGGAUGGGGAGAUCCUGUACGCUCUGCUGCGACGGGUGUCUCCUGUGGCCCACCGUCAUCUAAAGAAGCACAAACUGGAACCCAUCCUGUACAUGACUGAGUGGUUCAUGUGUGCCUUCUCCCGGACUCUACCGUGGGCCUCGGUGCUGCGUGUCUGGGACAUGUUCCUUUGUGAGGGAGUGAAGAUCCUCUUCAAAGUCGGCCUGGUGCUCCUGAAAUGCAUGCUGGGAUCCCAAGAGAAGCUGAAGGCCUGCCAAGGUCUCUAUGAGACGAUGGAGCGGCUCCGAGCCAUACAGCCACAGUACAUGCAAGAAACCUUCCUGGUCCAUGAGAUUAUAGAGUUACCGGUGUCUGAGAAAGAUAUCGAGAAGGAACACCUUGCUCAGCUGCGUCGCUGGAAGGAGACUCAUGGAGAUCUGCACUGCAAAUCUCCUCCCAGGAUGCACGGUGCCAAAGCCAUCAUGGCUGCCGAGCCGCCGAGCCGACAGGACCUCAGACAGAGACCGACCAUCAUCGUGGAGUCUCCCCUGGCACCGAACACAGCCGCGGAGCAAGCAGAGGACACUAAAGGAAGGAGAAAGACUGUCGAGGAAAAUGGGAAGGAAACACUCCUCCCGCCACAGCAGACAGAUAAUCUCAACCCUCCUCCCUCUGACUCCUCACUUCUCCUCAAUCACACCAACAUACCAGGGUCCAAAGAGAGUCUGAGCAGUGCAGAGCAUGACACUUACCUGUAGCAGGUUUACACCAACCAACAAGCACGAAUCAUUCCAUACAGCUCUAACUUCCAGCUGUCAAUCACACGAGAAACCUUUCUCACACUUAAUGUGUCUGUAGCGGUCAGACUGAGAGUUUUCCUAUUUUUGUAGCCGCUGCACUCUAGAAAAGUAAUGGAUUUAAAAAGUAGUUUUAAAACUUUCUAUAAUUGAACAAAAUGCCAUUGUUCAGACUGCUAGGCUGUUAUACACAACACAUUUUAAUGCCAUUACAUUUAUACAGGUUACUAGUUACCAUACUUUUAAACUAACUAGUACAGCUAUGAACAUUUAGCAUUAAUGUGCAGGACAUUUGUAAAAUGAAUGACACUCGUGUAAUUUUCAGGGAGCAGUAAUAGUACAUGGGAGAGUGAAGCUAAAGGCUUCAUGGGACCGAACCACAGACUGUAUGUAAAAGAUGAACAUGGCUACCGUCAUGUCAAAGCCCCUGGAAGUCUGGAAUUUGGUCGCUACCAUCAACAGCCAUACAGUAGCAACUAAUCCUUAAAGCAAACCCUGCUUUAUCAUUUGUUUUACUCUAAAUGUUUGCAUAAUUUACAACACAAACACCAUGCUGUAUUGAAGGAGACAGAAAACUAGCAUUUGAUACCGUAAACCAGGUAAGAAAGUGUUUACUGAGGUAACAAAUCAAGGAAGAAAUAGGGUCAUUUUCUCACAGACUCUCAGAGGAGUCUCCCCCUGCUGGCCAUUAGACAAAACGCAGGUCUAAGUCACUUAACCCUCCUGUUGUCUUCAUUUAUGGGCACCAAAAAUAUUGUUUCCUUGUCUGAAAAUAAUCCAAAAAUUCAGCAGAAAAAAUCCCCAAAUUUCUGAAAAUUUGCAAACCUUCAGAAAAAAAAUGCCUUAAAAUUUUCCCUUAACAAUUUUAUUUAAAGACAUGUUUAAAAAAAAACAAAUUUGGCAAGAAAAUUCUUGUAAAUGUUUUCCAAAAAUGACUAAAAAUCUUCCAAAAAAUCCUAAAAAUAUCUAGUGAUUACAUAAAUGUCAGUAAAUCUUCUAAUAUUUUUUUAAGAACAUUCACAAAAAAUCAACCAAAAUCCAGCGAAAAUCGCUGGAUUUUGGUUGAUUUUUUUGUGAAUUUUCUUAAUUUUUUUUAACAUUUCUUUUUUUACACCAAAAAAUGUUCUAAAAUUUCCCAAAAAUGUUGAAAAUGUGGACAUCAGAAGUUUCACCGUGAAAAUAUUUUUUUCCACAUUUUCAAACGUUAAAACGGGUCAAUUUGAGCUGCAGGACGACACGAGGGUUAAUUUGCUUAACUUUUCAGAUUGUCAGUGUAGGAUAUACACUCACUCACUGUUAGCUCCUGCUGCUAUUUACCUCUUCAAAGCAGUGCUCUAAUUAUCUCCUUUGUUUUAAAUUAAGUCUGAUUUUUGUCUUAACUGAUGAGAUCUUUUCUAGAGCACUUUGCCUUUCUAGUCUUCCUUUCUGCCUACAUUAGUCACUACGUUGCUAACGCAGAGAUUUGUCCUGCUUUGCUAGUCUCAGUCAUGCGCGCUACUUUUCAGACUCAUCAGUAUGUUUGUUCAGCUCAAUCUGGUGGCUGCUGACUUUGUGUUUGCUGCGUUUGAACACUUGAGGGCGUCCUGAGAUCAGCAGCAGAAACACAAGGAUAAAAACUGACAGGAGCUGUGUGACGCUCAAAUGAAGGAAGGAGGUGCAGGGACAUUUUGUGCCACUAAGCCAAAGAUUUGUUAUGAGUAUUUUUAAGAUGUGUCUAAGGCGUUAAUCCAAUCAGCCAUGUCUUACAGUAUUUGACUGACUGACUUGUUGUCAAUUUGGGAGUGCAAAGAGUUUCUAUUUAUGUUGUGAAUGAAUUGCGAUAAAGUGUGAGGAAUCCAAGGAUGGUUUUUGUACAAUCCGGUUUAAAGGAUUGUGGAUCUAUUGAUUCGUAUAAAUCAUAUUAUACUAUAAAGAAAAAAAAAACAAGCAUUGGGAUAUCUUUCUCUUACUAUAAUCUGAUUUUUUUUCCUCAAAUCUUUGUACUAUAUUUUGAACCAAGAAGUAAAUUCCAGCUGUGGAAAUGUCAUUUUUGUUGACAAAACUUAAUCAGCUGUGAAGAUUAAAUUCCAAACCAGCAAAUUCAAUAUGGAGUAAAAGGAAUUACCAGAUAUAAUAUUAAACAGCUGUCAGACAAAACUGUAUUUAAACAAUUAUCUGAGCAACAAAGUAUGUUAAAAGUCAAGGGAGCCAUAAACCUUAGAUCAUCACCAAAUUGUUGUUUUAUGAGAUUUAUUGCAGAUGAAGAAAUGCAAUCAGCAUUAAUGGCAUGUGCUGAUUUGACACUGUGGAGAUAUUUGAAGUAUGUUACGGGGUUGUUUUGUCCAUUAGGAAACACUCGGAAGCCUUUCGAAGGCACGUUCAAGCUUUUAAUAUUUAGAUUUUAAAUGUUUGUUGCACAUUUAACCAACAUGCAGCUCAUCAGUUGAGUUUUUCUGCUGUCACCUGUCAUGUAUCCAGGACCCAGGGAUCUAAAUGAUGAAUCAUUCUGAAGGAUGUAGGAUUGUGCCAGAUGUGGUUCGCUAUUUACACUUUCUUUUUAAGUUUGUGCUUCAAUAUCCAGCAGAAUCAUGUAAAAAAAAAUGUACACUCCUUUAAGUAAAAUGCUGCACAUAGAACAUUUAUUAAGCCAGGAGCUUGUAAAUUUGCAGCUCAUCAGACUGUUUAAAUCAGUAUAUAAGACUUAAUUUCUGAUCUUUUUGCUCAUUUGGUUUAAAAUCUCAUAUCCACAUGGUGUUUUUUUUUUUUUUUUUUUAAUCAAAUUCAAUUUAAAUCAAUAAAACUUGAAACUCUGAUUUUGCAAA